Molecule: messenger RNA, 3663 nt
Organism: Danio rerio (zebrafish)
Lineage: Eukaryota; Metazoa; Chordata; Actinopteri; Cypriniformes; Danionidae
Gene: stk26
Product: serine/threonine protein kinase 26
Biological process (GO): regulation of plasma membrane bounded cell projection organization
Cellular component (GO): cytoplasm
Molecular function (GO): protein serine/threonine kinase activity; nucleotide binding; ATP binding
Source: RefSeq, marked provisional
AGGAUCUCCUGACGAACAAACUCCACACAAACUCUCCAAACAGCUUUGGACAAGCUGUCCAAAUCCGCCUGCGUCUCAAAAUAACAACUAAAAGCCGUCUUUACCAAGGAAUAAUGGUCACCGAGUGUCGACUUUAAGGCUAACCGAGCGCUGCUAGCUCAAGAGUUUGGCGUCGCGGGGAGUUUGACGAACAGUGUAAAUAUAGUGUAAAUACGGGGAUAUUUAAGGCGAGACGAGGUGAACUUUUGUCCGUGUCUGUCCGAGAAGUUAUAGUUUGACUGUGGACCGGUGGAAAUGGCUCAGUCGCCGGUAGCCGUUCAAGUUCCUGGAAUGCAGAACAGUCGAACAGAUCCUGAGGAGCUGUUCACGAAACUGGACCGUAUCGGCAAGGGGUCGUUCGGUGAGGUGUUUAAAGGUAUCGACCGGCAGACUCAGAACGUAGUGGCCAUCAAGACCAUCGAUCUGGAGGAAGCAGAAGAUGAAAUCGAAGACAUCCAGCAGGAGAUCACAGUCCUCAGCCAGUGUGAUAGUCCUCACGUCACCAAAUACUACGGCUCUUACCUAAAGGGUAGUAAACUAUGGAUCAUUAUGGAGUAUCUGGGAGGAGGCUCAGCGCUGGACCUGCUGCGAGCUGGGCCCUUUGAUGAAUACCAGAUCGCCACCAUGCUGAAGGAGAUCUUGAAGGGUCUGGACUACCUGCACUCGGAGAAGAAAAUCCACAGGGACAUUAAAGCGGCUAACGUGUUGUUGUCUGAGUCUGGUGAGGUGAAGCUGGCAGAUUUCGGGGUUGCGGGUCAGCUGACGGACACGCAGAUCAAAAGGGAGACGUUUGUGGGCACACCGUUCUGGAUGGCGCCGGAGGUCAUCCAACAGUCUGCCUACGACUCAAAGGCUGAUAUUUGGUCUCUGGGCAUCACGGCUAUUGAGCUGGCCAAGGGUGAACCGCCAAACUCAGACAUGCACCCAAUGAGGGUCCUCUUCCACAUCCCUAAAAACACACCGCCCACCCUGAACGGAGACUUCUCCAAGAUCUUCAAAGAGUUCGUCGACUCCUGUCUCAACAAAGACCCUGCUUUUAGGCCAACAGCAAAGGAGCUCUUAAAACACAAGUUCAUUGUUAAAUAUGCCAAGAAGACGUCCUACCUCACCGAGCUCAUCGACCGACUGAAGCGCUGGAAGGCUGAAGGCCACAGUGAUGGAGAAUCAAGCUCCGACUCCGACUCUGAAACCAGCAGUAAGGACAAUGACAGCUCUCCUGAAUGGUCCUUCACCACCGUUCGUAAGAAGAAGACGGAAAAGAAGCAGCCCAAUGGCACGGAUGAAGAGCUGCAGAAGAAGUCGGCCAGUUUAACCACCGUCAUGGCUCCUGUGUUCUCUGAGCUGAAGUCGCAGCACAGAGACAAUGAGAGGACGAAAGGAGUGAUCGAGAUGCUGGAGGAGAGUCUGCACACGGCUGAAGAUCUCUGUCCUGGAGUCACUGACCGCAUGAUCACACAGAUCCUGGACAGAGUGCAGAGGUUUUCUAUGAGUUAGUGUGAACGCCACUGUUCUGCUGUCAGCCCUGAUGACUGCACCUUAACACACUCUCUCUCACACACACACACACACACACAUACAGAGAAACCAGGAACACACUAUCUGACCAUAACCAAAAGGAAAAUCUCCUCUUGUCCCAAAGAAUGGAAAAUAUAUAUAUAUAUAUAUAUAUAUAUAUAUAGACGAUCUAUAAAUAUGUGUGUGUUCAACUAUAUUUAUACUAUUUUGCCACAAGCUUUUAUAUCAGUCUUUUUUUUCCGCUGGUGCCCAAGGAUGAUGUGUUACUGUUAUUUUAUUCAGCGUUUUUACUUUUGAACGACACAAAACAUCCUUACUGGUUAAGUAGAGCAUCUUUAGCUUCAUAUAUAUAUAUAUUUAUAAUGUAUCCAGUGUCCCCGUUCCUUUGCUUUUCCUUUAAAUCCUAAACUAUGAUCAAUAAUAUAUAUUUGGGAGAUUAACCGUUUGGUUUGGGAUGUCUUUAUCGCUCUCUAUUACACACUGUAGCAUUGCAGAACUGCUGUAUGGGAUUACAUGCAUAUCAUAUCAGUCCAAACCAAUGGAAAUACCUCAUUAAGCAAUCAUUUAAAACUGCUAGGAAGAUGAGAGGGAUUUUGCUGUGCAAAAUGCUCUCCAGCCCAAUGAAUAUAUAUUGAAUAUCAGUAAUUUGUCUUAGAUUCCUACCCUUUAUAUAUAUUUAUAUAUAUAUAUAUAUAUAUAUAUAUAUAUAUAUAUAUAUAUAUAUAUAUAUAUAUAUAUACAGGACUGUUAUCUAAGAAUAAUUGCCCAUCAUUUAUUAUAAGUAGUGCCCUCUUUUACAGUGUGCUAAUAUUUUUAUACUAGAGUAGAAUACUGUAUUUUUGUUUUGAAGGAAAUAUGCACUUGCGCACACUUUUUCUAUGAGGGUGAGACUUUUAUUUUGUUUUGAAAUUAAUUACCCAAACAUAUAACAUAUUUUUCUAUGGGGAUUUUUAUUUUGUUUUAUUUUAGUUAAUUUUGCUGUCACAUUUUUCUAUGGGGACUUUUAUUUUUAAUGUAUUAUCCAAUCACAUUUUUCUAUAGUGACUUUUAUUUUGUUUUAUUUUUAAUUUUCAUGUCACAUUUUUCUACAGGGACUUUUGUUUUAUUUUUAAUAAAUUUUCCAGUCACCUAUUUCUACGGAGACUUGUUUCAUUUUUAAUCACCCAAUCACAUUUUUCUUCGGGGACUUCUAUUUUGUUUAAUUUUUAAUUAAUUUCCCAGUCAGAUUUUUUAUGGGGACUUUUGUUUUAUUUGUAAUUAAUUUUCCAGUCACAUUUUUUUAUGGGGACUUUUAUUUUUAAUUAAUUUCCCAUUCACAUUCCUCUUACUUUGAGUAGAUCUCAAGGCAUCGUAUGCUUCAUUUUAACCACACACACACACACACACACACACACGAACGACGGCGGCAAGUGAUUCGAGUGCAGUAUAGAAAGUCGCGCUCAAUGCGAACAUCGUUUAUUUUGGUUUUACGUUUUAUAUAAUCUCCUGUGAUGAGGGAUUUUUAUUUUCGCCAAGCUUGUAAGGGUGCCAUUGCUGGUGCGGUGGUGAUGUCAUAUUCGCUCCUGUUGGCUUGGAGAAACCGUGCCAACGUUGCAUCCCAUUGUGCCUAAAGUUGACUUUUUUUGUGUGUGUUUGUCUUCGUAAAGACGGCGUCGUCUUCGCAAAAUGCUUAGGUGUCAAACUGGAUUCCUGUAGGGCCGCAGCUCUGCACAGUUUUGCUCCAACACUAAUCAAACACAGAUGAGUUAGUUGGAUCUGUUGUGUUUGAUCAGGGUUGGAGCAAAACUGCAGAGCUGCGGCUCUCCAGGAAUCAAGUGACCCCUAUGGCAAAACGGCUUUAAAAACGACGUCUCACGCAUGUUGCCAGACUGCUGGAUCAUUUUAAAGCAAUAAAAAGGGGGAUUUUCGUAGAAGAUUUGUAUAUUUCUUUAUAGGAACGUAAGCGCAGGAGCUAGGUUUUGUACAUUUCUUCACCAGAGCUUUUGUACAUUUGAGAAUCUUUGUAGGCUGUAUCAUAUAGAUGCUGUUCUCUUCUUCUUUUUAUUUUUGACUUCAACUGUUACACAUUAGUUUUGUUUGGUGUGGCAAAUAAAGAUUUAAGUUAUGACA